AUGGCUUCUUGCAGAACAGGACGGCUCCCAAUGCCGGACGACCCACUUUUCAAUCCCGCACAUAUGGCUGGUCUUCGGUCAAGUGCGCGUAUUGCAGGAGUUGGAUUACUCGCCGUUAUUUGGAUCAUGUACCAAAAGCUUUACCACUCGCACCAUUAUAUUACAUACAAGGGCCCCGACAAUCCGUUUGCUCGUAUUCGCCAUCGUCGCUACCCCGGUGGAGGUUUCUUCUUUGGAUGGGGUAACAAUGGGCUGAAUCGUGAUUGUGGUUUGAAGGAAUGGGAAUGCUGGGCGGGGUACACCGGAAAAGAGUAUACGUAUUAG
This is a messenger RNA of Trypanosoma conorhini, 324 nucleotides long. RefSeq lists its product as uncharacterized. The transcript has a single exon. Lineage: Eukaryota; Euglenozoa; Kinetoplastea; Trypanosomatida; Trypanosomatidae. The record is from RefSeq and is a predicted model, not a curated record. Bases 1 to 324 code for a protein of 107 amino acids.